Molecule: messenger RNA, 2217 nt
Organism: Trichomonas vaginalis G3
Lineage: Eukaryota; Parabasalia; Trichomonadida; Trichomonadidae
Product: guanyl-nucleotide exchange factor protein
Exons: 1
Coding region: 1-2217 (738 amino acids)
Source: RefSeq, a predicted model, not a curated record
AUGUCUGAUUGCUGUUUAAAACAAGAGUAUAACAUUGAUCAAAUGAUUUGCGAAAUCAGAGAAGGACUUAAUAUCACUACAUCAUCAAUCAAUGUUGACAACAAAGUUAUUGAAGAUUAUUCUAAACAAUAUACGGGAAAUUUCCAGCGUCUACAAGAAGAAAUCGGUAAUAACAAAGAAGAUAAUGCAUUUUAUACUAUUCCUGUAAUAUCAGAAAUCGAAAAAUUCAAAAAUGCGCAUAAAAAUUUAAAGUUUUGCAUGAUUCACAACAAUGAUAUGAAACUUUCAGAGUACGAGAAUAAUCGAGAUCUAAAUACAUUAAAUGAAAAUCAGAAAAAAGAAAACAACAAUAUUUUACAUACAAAACUUUUUUCGUCCAAUCUUAAAAUAAAACCAUUCAAGAGUCUUAAAUUAGCAGAUCCAAAUCCAAAGGAACUUUCAGAACUCUAUCAAACAAACAUUACAAAAUUUUAUGAAAUUCUCCAACAAAAAAUUUUAAAAUUAGUCAAAUUCCAAAAUUUCUACGACAAAACCGUUAAUUUAUUUGAAAACCUAAGUUAUACUCAGAGACUCGAAGACCUUGGAAAAACUCAUUAUUAUGAAUCAAAAUUUUAUAAAUUUUUAUCAGCUGAUUCACAAAAGAAACUUAAUAAUGAACUUUCUGAAUUGAAAGGAUCAUGGAAUUGCGAUAACAAAUUUGAUGAAAAUGUAAUUUACGUAAUUAAAAAACAAUUUUUUGACGAAAUAGAUCAAGCAAACUAUAUUCAAUUACUUUUCAUGUAUUAUGUCAUUGAACACCAUUGUAGUGAUUUUAUUUGUCCGUAUAUCACUGCUAUUUUCGAAGAUCUUAAACAGAAAAUAUCAAAUAAUCUUUCAUAUCAAAAUGCAAUUGAAAUUGAGAAAGAAGACUUUGGAGAUUUGUUUAAUUUCGCUAUGGUACUUGUAAGCCAUGUCCAUGAAUGCCCAGGAAUCAAGAAAUUCUUAAGUAAUUUGAAUGUUUCUUUGCAAAAUUUCCUUGAUGCAAAUGAAAAAGAAAAUUAUUUGUUGUAUUUUAUUAAUUCAUUGAGAGAGGAACAUAUUUUCAACCAAAUUCAUUUAACAUUAGUUGAAAGAUUUACUCAUAGAGUUCUUGCUGAUAUUUGCUUUGUUUUUCCUCCAAUAGGAAUGUUAGUGACUUCUCCACAUUCUACAAAUGAAAGAAUUAAAAAAGAAUCAAAAGAAAUCAUCAAAUUCGGACCUCUUGACAGUUUUCUUAAUCGUUUAAUGAGUAAUGUUAAUUACAAAAUGAAAGUCGAGUAUCAAGAGGAAAUUCUUUCUGAAGUUCUAAGCAAACUUUACAGAAAAAUUGGAGAACCUUUUAAACCAAAUCUUGUUUUACCAAAAGUUUUCGAUCCACAACAAAAACAACAAGUUGUUAAAAAGAAAUCUAAAGAAAUUCCAAGACAAUCUCAACAAUCUUUGCCUAAUUCUCGCCAGGUGAAAUCUGAGGAAAUUAUAAAUGUUAAUCAACAAAAUCAUUUGGAUUCUCCAAAACCAAAGAAAGAACCAGAAUCUCCAAAACAAAAUCAGCCACCUUUGCUUGUUUUUAAUGUCUCUAAAUCUGCUGAAACUUUUAAACCAAAACCAAAUCAAAAUGAACCAGAAUCUCCAAAACAAACUCCACUUCAAUAUCUUGAUGUAGAUAUUGUUGAUCCACAAAAUGAACCAGAAUCUCCUAAACCAAAACCAGCUGAAUCUCCUAAACAAAAGAAAGGACCGACUUUGCUUGUAUUUAAUGUAUCUAAACCAACUGAUUCUCCUAAGCCAAAACAAGUGGAAUCUCCUAAACCAAAAGCACCUCAAUAUCUUGAAGUGAAUGUAACUAAUUCACAAAAUGAACCAGCAUCACCAAAACCGAAACAACCAACUGUACUCGUGUUUAAUGUAUCCAAACCAGAUGAAUCUCCUAAACCAAAACAAUCUCAACAAAAUAAACCUGUUGAAUCUCCAAAACCAGAACAAGAAACAGGAUCUCCUAAACCAGCAAAAUCAUCUAAGCUUGCGAAUAGAAUUAGUCUUAUUGCUUCUGCAGUUCAACCAAUUCGUCCAAUUUCUCAUGUACAACAACAUCGUGAACAAACACAAGAAACACCUGGAUCAGAUGAAUCUGAAAUGGUUCACAGACCUAUGAGAGCAACAAAAAGAAGACCACGAACUAAAAAGGAAUCAAGUGAAUAA